GCGUCCCCGCCACCAUUCCCCCGCGCCGCGCGCGUCCCCGCCUCCACCGCCACCUCCCCCCCGCGCGCUCCUGACAGGCCCAGUUGCAAUUUCUGACCAGUUCUGUCCAGGAGACUGUGCCCAGGUUAUGACGACUAAUCCCAAACCGAACAAGGCAUUAAAGGUAAAGGAGGAGUCAGGAGAGAACGCCCCAGUGCUGAGUGACGAUGAACUCGUGUCAAUGUCCGUCCGGGAGCUGAACCAGCACCUGAGAGGUCUCACGAAAGAAGAGGUCAUCCGCCUGAAGCAGCGGAGGCGCACGCUCAAGAACCGGGGCUAUGCUGCCAGCUGCCGCAUCAAGCGUGUGACACAGAAGGAGGAGCUGGAGAGGCAGCGGGUUGAGCUGCAGCAAGAGGUGGAGAAGCUGGCCCGAGAAAACAGCAGCAUGAAGCUAGAGCUGGACGCCCUGCGCUCCAAGUACGAGGCAUUGCAGACCUUUGCUCGUACCGUUGCACGGGGGCCUAUUACCCCAACCAAAGUCGCCACCACUAGUGUCAUCACCAUUGUGAAAUCAGCUGAAAUCUCAUCCAGUUCUGUGCCAUUUUCAGCAGCAUCCUAGUGCCCUAGAUGGGGGAACUACAGCCUUUCGGAGGGAUGGGGAAAGGGCUCUUAUGCACCGUUCCAGAGUCCUUGGUCACUUCAAGAAUUGGCAUUUUAACAAUUCCUUCUCUUUCAAAAGUGCAAAAAAAAAAAAAAAAAAUCUACA
Molecule: messenger RNA, 745 nt
Organism: Emys orbicularis (European pond turtle)
Lineage: Eukaryota; Metazoa; Chordata; Testudines; Emydidae
Gene: MAFK
Product: MAF bZIP transcription factor K
Exons: 3
Coding region: 128-598 (156 amino acids)
Biological process (GO): regulation of transcription by RNA polymerase II
Cellular component (GO): nucleus
Molecular function (GO): RNA polymerase II cis-regulatory region sequence-specific DNA binding; DNA-binding transcription factor activity, RNA polymerase II-specific
Source: RefSeq, a predicted model, not a curated record